Molecule: messenger RNA, 5102 nt
Organism: Sinocyclocheilus anshuiensis
Lineage: Eukaryota; Metazoa; Chordata; Actinopteri; Cypriniformes; Cyprinidae
Gene: dlg3
Product: discs, large homolog 3 (Drosophila)
Exons: 20
Coding region: 378-2861 (827 amino acids)
Biological process (GO): establishment or maintenance of epithelial cell apical/basal polarity; cell-cell adhesion; receptor localization to synapse
Cellular component (GO): neuromuscular junction; neuron projection; basolateral plasma membrane
Molecular function (GO): ionotropic glutamate receptor binding; protein kinase binding
Source: RefSeq, a predicted model, not a curated record
AAAUGAAUAUAUAUAUCUAUGAAUUUAUAUACGUAUCACUGUGAACCAACAGAAGCAAGAAGAGAACUCAACCAUCGGGGCUGGUCUCUGAUUCCGAGAUCAUAUACACUAUUUUUAUUAUAUUUCCAAACCUUUUGCAUCGACCGGAGGAAGACCACCAAGCUUUUUCUAUUUUUCAUCGCCCUGUUGCUACCUACUCGUCUCAUCUUUUUCUCAAUCGGGAGGAACAAAGAGGAGGAUAACAGGGUUCGUGAAGAUUCCUGCUGCCGUUCCGUGAGCCGAGCUGCACUGCGCGCUGCGUUUGAUCUGAGCAGGCAGCAGCAGCAGCAGUGAGAUAGAAAGAGACAGAGAGCGCCGCACCGCGUGAACUAGCCAGCAUGCACAAACAUCACCACUGCUGCAAGUGCCCAGAAUGCUAUGAAGUGACCCGCAUGGCCGCCCUGCGCAGGAUGGACGCCCCGGCAUAUGGAGACUGGCAGCCCGAACCCUACGGCUACCCAGCUGGCUAUGGAGGCGGCCAGACCUUACCACCCCAAACCUCGGGCGGAGGAGGGGGAAUGGGUGGAGGGGGUACAUUGGGAAGAAGUAAAGGGAAAAUGAUGUCAGCUGGGGGUCCUGGAGGCCCCAACCCCAAGAGCCAAUCCAAGGGCGUCCCCAAGGUGAACGGUAACAGCUCAGGAGGCCAAGGAGGAUGGUGGCCCGAGUGCACCUGUUCCAACCGGGACUGGUACGACCAGGUGAAUGGGAGUGAUGGCAUGUAUAAAUAUGAAGAAAUCAUUUUGGAAAGGGGCAACUCUGGCCUCGGGUUCAGUAUUGCUGGAGGUGUGGAUAAUCCACACAUUCCUGAUGAUCCAGGAAUCUUCAUCACCAAGAUUAUCCCAGGUGGUGCUGCCGCCAUGGAUGGGAGACUAGGGGUAAAUGACUGUGUUCUGCGGGUGAAUGAUGUGGACGUGUCAGAGGUUGUGCACAGCAACGCAGUAGAGGCUUUGAAGGAGGCCGGCCCAGUGGUCAGGUUGCUGGUACGCAGAAGACAGGCUCCUCCUGAGACCAUUUUGGAGGUCAACCUACUCAAAGGGCCUAAAGGUCUCGGCUUCAGUAUUGCUGGCGGUAUAGGCAACCAGCACAUCCCGGGCGACAACAGUAUCUACAUCACAAAGAUCAUCGAAGGUGGGGCGGCACAGAAAGAUGGACGUCUGCAGACAGGCGAUCGCCUACUGGCUGUGAAUAACAUUAUACUUCAGGAUGUGCGUCAUGAGGAGGCUGUGGCCGCCCUGAAGAACACUUCAGACAUGGUCUAUCUGAAAGUGGCCAAGCCGGGACCAGUACAUCUCAACGACAUGUACGCCCCACCAGACUACUCUAGCACCUUCCCCACCAUGGUGGACAACCACGUCGGACACAACUCCAGCAUGGCCUACAUGGGAGGCAUGGAGCCUAAACCAGUGUACCCGCCGCCCCAGGUCACCCCCUCGAGGUACUCCCCAGUCCCACGCCACAUGCUGGGGGAGGAGGACUUCACCAGGGAGCCGCGGAAGAUCCUGCUGCACAAGGGUUCUACAGGUUUGGGAUUCAACAUUGUGGGUGGCGAGGAUGGAGAGGGCAUCUUCGUGUCUUUCAUCUUGGCAGGUGGGCCAGCCGACCUGAGCGGAGAGCUGAGGAGAGGAGACCGCAUCCUAUCGGUGAAUGGUGUAAACCUGCGCAAUGCUACCCAUGAGCAGGCUGCUGCUGCACUGAAGAGGGCUGGACAGACGGUGACCAUCAUUGCCCAGUACAGACCAGAAGAAUACAGUCGUUUUGAGUCCAAGAUCCACGACUUGAGGGAGCAGAUGAUGAACAGCAGCAUGAGCUCUGGCUCCGGCUCCCUCCGCACCAGUGAGAAACGCUCCCUCUACGUCAGGGCUCUUUUUGACUACGACAGGACAAGGGACAGUUGCCUCCCUAGCCAGGGCCUGAGUUUCUCCUAUGGGGACAUCCUGCAUGUCAUCAACGCCUCCGAUGAUGAGUGGUGGCAGGCACGGCUGGUUACACCCCAUGGGGAGAGUGAGCAAAUUGGUGUCAUACCAAGCAAGAAAAGAGUGGAAAAGAAAGAGCGUGCACGGUUAAAAACAGUCAAGUUCCACGCAAGGACGGGCAUGAUUGAGUCCAACAGGGACUUCCCAGGGUUAAGCGAUGACUUUUAUGGAUCAAAGAGUUUGAAAUGCUUGACGUCCAACACCAGUGACAGUGAAAGCAGCUCCAAGGGUCAGGAAGACACAAUUCUCUCAUAUGAGCCAGUAAUUCGACAGGAGAUCCAUUACACAAGGCCUGUGAUUAUCCUGGGUCCAAUGAAGGACAGAGUAAACGAUGACUUGAUCUCAGAGUUUCCCCACAAGUUUGGAUCCUGCGUCCCACAUACAACUCGUCCUCGACGAGAGAAUGAAAUGGACGGCCAGGACUACCACUUUGUGGCUUCAAGGGAGCAAAUGGAGAAGGACAUUCAGGACAACAAAUUUAUCGAGGCCGGCCAGUUCAAUGAGAAUCUGUACGGGACCAGCAUCCUGUCUGUCCGGGCAGUGGCUGAAAGGGGUUUCUUUUAUCCUCUUGUAGGGAUAAAGCGACUGCAGCAAGCACAGCUCUAUCCAAUCGCCAUUUUCAUCAAGCCAAAAUCUGUGGAGGCCCUAAUGGAAUUGAAUAAGAGGCAGACAUAUGAGCAAGCCAGUAAAGUCUUUGAUAAGGCAAUGAAGCUCGAACAAGAGUUUGGAGAGUAUUUCACAGCCAUAGUCCAGGGUGACUCGCUAGAUGAGAUCUAUAAUAAAAUCAAGCUGAUCAUAGAGGAGCAGUCAGGCCCUUACAUCUGGAUCCCGUCCGCAGAGAAGCUCUGAGCUCGCCGCCUCCACGGAGCCCCCCCACCUGACCCCCACUCCCACCCGACACCUUUCCUUCCCUUUCACUGAUAUGUUUCAUAUCAAGUUUUAGUGUCAUCAUUAUGUUACCCUCAAUUGAAAGACGUCUCAUCACCAUUACUGUGACUGUGCACACCCCUGCAUGAGUUUCUCAGCAAUUCCAUUCAAGAUUGGAAAUGCCAUUCCUAAAGAAAUUUUUUGUCAUGUAAAACAAAAAAGGGAAACCUGAGCGGAUCCUUUCGUGCGUUUCGGACGGACUUGGAGAUGAGAAUGUCUCAACAAAGCGAGAAUGGGGAGCCGGGGAGUUGGAGAUGGUGGCACAAGCGGGAACCUUGUAUAUGUUCAUUUGAUUUCAUGGAAAGACGUUUGAGGAUGCUGUGCGAGGUUUUUUUAUGAGGACUAGAUACAGUUCAAACCUGCUGAUGGUACCGUCACUGCUCAUGUUUCUAACGGAUAAACUUCAAAACAGAACUCACAAACCAGCUCGCUUUACUCGAUCGGUUGCCUGGCCGUUUGUAUGGCGACGCGUUCGAAGGCAGAACAAAAUGGAAAACGGGGUUUGAGUCUAUACAUUUCUAUUACUGAAAUCACAUGGAAAAUAAAAACCCUACGGAGAGAUUUUACUACAUAAUACAAAAUGAUACGGUACACAUUUUACACUUCACUAGAAUUGUCUACUCGGAGGGCUGUUAGAUUUCAUUUUCUUGUCUUUGGGUUUUGUUCUUUCUUUCUUGUGGUUUUAGCUGCUCUGUAUUAAAGAUGGGGGUAGAGAGGUGUAACUGGGCUCUCUGCAGACCACCAAACUGCCUUACGAUGAAUAAACGCUUCUGUCAAAUUCCUGUCAAUCGUGGGGGGGGGGGAAACGAUACAAUAUUCAACCUAUCAGUGCUUAGAGGGAGACUCGAUUUUAGUGCUAUUUGUGAGUUUCCCGUCAUCCUAUUGGAGGCCUAACUUGUGAGUGCAAUAGACUUAAGUGUCUUACCUCUGUGAAAUCCUUUUUUGCAAAGCUUUUUUUGUCUUAAGCAAAAUCCAAUUUCGGCCGCCAUUGGAGUUGUUGAAAAGCAGACAGCCCACUUGCACUUCCUCUGCCUUCCAUGACUAUAUUCUCUUCAGACUGAACGGUAACAAGGUACUGUCCUGUUAGCUGCCCAGGAGCGCAGACUUAAAACGGGUAGAAUCAAGACAAUAAUUGUAUUGGAUGUCCUUCUUGAUAUUAAAGCGUUAGUGGAGCCUGAAAUUGACCGUUUUCCCCAGAACUCGACGAUGGUUUGAUUAAAUCUGUUCUUUGUAAUGACAGCUUUUUAACAAUUUUUUCUUCUGCUCCUUCAUUUCCGGGCUGAUGUUUACUUCACUGUGUUGAGCCUUGUGCCGGGGCGAGCUUGGCGAGCUCAGGAAUCUGAUGGAUAAUUACUACAAUUUUUUUUUUUUUUUUACAAUACUAAAGGGCCGCGAUCAUAUUGUGAUGGAAUAGAGUAUGAACUCAAAUGGGAUGAUUUUCUCUCCUCUAACUGAACACCCAGACAUGCGGAUAUAUUAUACUUGUGUAUUCUAAAUAUUUAGUCCUCCCUUUUUUAAAAUUUUUUAUUUGAAACACUUUGUAAGCACUAUGUCUGUGGUCACCCUUGGGUUCAGCCGGAGGGAACGGGAUCGCGACGGAACAGGAUACAGAAGUACAGUACUUCCUUCGAUCUUUCUUUCUGUAUCAAGAAGUCUGGAUCCCGCAGGAAGCGAGGGAAGUUCUUGGGCCCACUCUCUUCCCCCGCAGGCAUUUUCUAAACCGGUGCGCUCACCUGCCAAGCGUCUCUGCGAAGUCAGCUGUCAUACCUGUGUCAAAACCAGAGUUCAGGGAAUAAUCGAAGGGAACAGAGCCAUUUAUAAACUGCUUACAGACUGUUUUAAUGGGUAUGAUCGCUGUAAAGUGUAAAUAUCCCCCUCACUUGUGCUUCAUGCAUGUGUGAUACAACUGGGACAAACAUGUUUUAUAAAUCACAAAUGUCAGGUAAGUAAAUUUGAAUUUAUUCUGAGAUUAAUUUCCAUACAAAUGUGCCGUAACGUUGGUAUUUCUCUAUAGAAAAAAUAUCUUCAGCUGCCUAUCAACAUUUUUUUAGUGAGUCGGGAACAGCUUCCCUACAAUACGGCCUGUCUACUUGUGAUAUCUUGUGGAACUUGUCUGAGUGUAUAGAUGAAAAACAAAUGUAAAAAUAUAUAUAAAUAUAAAUA